Messenger RNA from Coregonus clupeaformis (lake whitefish), 5039 nucleotides. It is a transcript of the gene snapc4, whose product is annotated as small nuclear RNA activating complex, polypeptide 4. The record is from RefSeq and is a predicted model, not a curated record. The transcript has 25 exons. Lineage: Eukaryota; Metazoa; Chordata; Actinopteri; Salmoniformes; Salmonidae. The coding region runs from base 165 to 4745 and encodes 1526 amino acids.
UCCCUGUCGUUUGUAGCUCGUUGAGAUGUCAAGUGAAAUAGCAUGCCAGCCAAUUUAAUUGGGAUUUAGCUAGCUUAAUAUAUUUGUUGCCACAUCAUAUUUUAUGUAUAACAUAAGGAGACACAUCUGUUAACUUGGAUGACAGUCUUGGUGUCUCAUCCAUUAUGUCCUCGGAUGACCAUCUUGCACAGAGGGAGAAACUCGAACGCCAAAUUCUGGCGCUCGAGCGCACCCUUGGUCCCGAAAGCAACUCAAUUGAACUAUCUUCAGACAGUUGUUCAUCUGAUGAUGGAUCAGACGACAAUGCAUCUCAACCAGAAGAUUUGGGUCCUCCGGGGAACCUGGAGGCAGAGCGGGAGCGAAUACAGAGAGAGAUUGAAGAGUUGGAGCGCACUCUUGGCCCAGGUGCAUCUAAUGCUGAGAUUCUGUCAGAUGAGGAUUGCCAAGGAAGUGAAACAGAAUCGAGCAAAGAGGACAGUGCUGAGGAGCUGGACCUACCCCAGAACGCAGAUACAUGUCUGCAAAUGAACCUUGUUUAUCAGGAAGUGUUGAAAGAGAAAUUAGAGGAGCUGGAGCGACUAUUAUCAGACAAUCAACAGCAACAAAAAGAGAUUAUGACUCAGCUGUCUGGCACAGGAACUCCCCAGGCUACCACAUCUGGACAACCCACACUGAAGCUUUUCUUGGGGAGCUUUCUGAAGCCCUAUUUCAGAGAUAAAGUCACAUGUCUGGGCCCACCUGCUAAUCCAGAAGCCAGGGAGAAGAUGAGUAAAAGGAUCAGACCUACUGACAACGUCAAGAUGAAAAGAUGGGAAGGGUGGCAGAAGACUCUGCUGAUAAAUGCUGUCAUCAAAGACAGCAGGAAACGCAUGAUACAGCCCAAGCUGUCCAAGGUAGAAUACCUUACACAGAAAAUGGUCAAAGCUGAAAACGUGGAAAAGCAAAUCCUGCGGAAACAAAUCACUGAAAUUGAAAAGGACAUUGAGGCCAUCAGUGCAUUGAAGGAGGAUGAGCUGCUGGCUGGCCGCUAUGAUGACCAUGACUGGCAAAAGAUUUCCAAUAUUGAUUUUGAAGGCAUCCGUGAAGCUGAGGACAUAAAAAGCUUUUGGCAGAACUACCUGCAUCCCUCCAUUAACAAAGCCAGUUGGAAGGAAGACGAAAUUGAGAUGCUCAAGAAAGUCGCUGUAAAAUAUGGACACCACAACUGGGAUCAGAUUGCUGAUAAACUUGGGACCAACAGGACAGCCUUCAUGUGUCUCCAGACGUACCAGCGCUACAUCUGCACCGACUUCAGGAGGAGGAAGUGGGGCGGCGUGGAGGACGAGAUCCUCAGAGAGCUGGUUGAGAAGAUGCGUAUCGGGAACUACAUUCCUUACACCCAGAUCUCCUAUUUCAUGGAGGGCCGGGAUUCAUGCCAGCUGAUGUAUCGGUGGACUCAGGUUCUGGACCCCACCCUCAAAAAAGGCUAUUGGUCUAAAGAAGAAGAUGAGAUGCUACUGAGAGCAGUGGCUAAAUACGGGGUGGGGAACUGGUGGAAAAUCCGUCAGGAUGUGCCUGGCAGAAAUGAUGGCCAGUGUAGGGACAGGUAUGUGGACGUCCUGAUUGGGAACGUGAAGAAGGGGCCCUUUGACGAGAAGGAAAAGGCACAGCUCAGACGAUUGGUGGAGAAAUAUGGACGUAAAUGGUCUAAGAUAGCUGCCGAGAUCCCCAACAGAAUUGACUGCCAGGUCCUUCAACAGUGGAGGCGAAUGACAGGGUACAAGCCCAGACCUCAGAGGGACAAAAGGAAAAGAGCAUUGCAGAGAAGGAGAAAGACAGCGGCUGUGAGGAGCAUCAAGAGUAGGCUGAUGAGGCUAGACGAUGAUGUGCACUCGAGCUCCGAUGAGGAGGAGAACGUUGAGAUGGAGUUUAUGGACAGUGACGACGAGAAGAAACAGCAGAAGUUCUUUGAUCUGUCUGAUCAGGAAAGUGACAUUAUCGAAGACUACACCCAACCAGACAUAGAGCAAUGGAUCCCCAUGCCAGAGAAGGAGUUUGAAGGGCUGGGGAAGGUGAGGAGCAUGAUGGUUGAACGGCCCAGCAAGAAUACAAUGCAAGAGCAGGCAGCGACGGACAGCCAGGCCGCAGCACGCAAGUUCACAAUGGUACGCUCCACCAUCCUGGACCGCUUUGGCAAGCCUGCUGCCACUGUCAUUGGACAAAACCCCCCAAUCCUAGCAAAGAAGGAUUAUAACAGUGACCUGGCCAUGCUCAAGGUGUGCUACGGAGAGGUGAGAAACAUAAUCGCUUGGAAGAAAACCAAUGCCACAAAACACCCCAUGUAUUUGUCUCUGCAGAAAAACAGUGGGUCUAUGAGCGGUGACCAGGGGACGCCCCACAAUUCCUCAAGGCAAAAGGACUCCUCUGCCAAAAGUGAAACCUGCACCACUCUUAACUAUUCCCUUCAGUUGGCAGUCACUCCCUGGGUGGGCAAUGUGCUUAUACCGCCACCACUCUUUUCAAACAAGCGCCGUGAAGCGGACAUGGUGCGAGAGAGAGCAGAGAGCAUUGGACUCACCAAUACCCCAGUGUUCUUGUUCUUUCUGCAGGUCCUCCGUGUAGAUGCAGAAGGCUGUAAGCAGAUAAUUAAAAUGCGUAACAAACAAGCUGUACUCAUGGGACACAAAUCUUGGGAAGCGAAUCAGGCUUCAUUGAAAAAACCAAAGCUACGCCAUGGUCCCAGAACAGUGGCCAGUAUGCUGAACCAGAAGGGAAAGGAGCAGCAGAACAGUCAGCAGCAGAACAGUCAACUUGUGAUGAUGAUUCCUCAGACCUUUGUCAUUGCACAGCCUGUAGUACAGUCCAUCCCACAUCCUGCGGUCCCCUCCACUCCAACUUCCAGACAACAACUCAUGCCUUCCACACUUACCCAACUUGGACCCUCUACCCCCAUCCUACCCAUACCCUUCACACCUGGUCAACCUGUACCCUCUACCCCCAGCCGACCUAUACCCUCCACACCUGGUCAACCUGUACCCUCUACCCCCAGCCGACCUAUACCCUCCACACCUGGUCAACCUGUACCCUCUACCCCCAGCCGACCUAUACCCUCCACACCUGGUCAACCUGUACCCUCUACCCCCAUCCUAACCAUACCCUCCACACCUGGUCAACCUGUACCCUCUAUCCCCAGCCGACCUAUACCCUCCACACCUGGUCAACCUGUACCCUCUACCCCCAUCCUACCCAUACCCUCCACACCUGGUCAACCUGUACCCUCUACCCCCAGCCGACCUAUACCCUCCACACCUGGUCAACCUGUACCCUCUACCCCCAGCCGACCUAUACUCCCUGCUCCCAUCCAAUCCUCAACUACAAUAGACAGGGUGAAUGAGGAGGCAAAUGAGAAUCAUUCAGGAAAAAAACGCAUUCGCAAACCUACUGAGAAAGCACAGGCCCUCAAGGAGGCCAAGAAUGCUGCAAUUGCUAAAAAGUCAGUGGAAGAGUCGCCCAAACGCAAGAAAGCCCGUACGCGAAGUCCUCCCAAAGAGAGCAUAGUUGUCCAACCUUCUAACGUGGUUCUGUCCCCUCCACAAACUGCCUGGGUCCUGACGCCCAUUGGACUUGUGCCAAUCAGUGGCAUUGGCAUCCAGAUGACACCUCGGAAUCUACCAGCAAAUGCUUUUGCACCUGCUUGUCCAUCUAUUAUUAUCAACCAGCAAGUACCUCUAACACUAAAUGCUGCUGCAGCACAGGCCUCUCCCAAUAUGACCUAUGUCUGCCCAUGUCCCUCUACCCCUGAAGACCCAUCUGCCCUCAUGGUAUCUCCUGCCUCAUCCAUAGGACAGGGAACUGCCUCCCCAUCUGUGUUAACCUCUCUCUCCACCUCCACUACCUUCAGCAACACUGCUCCAAGACUGACCAACCCAGUGAACAGCGUGAGAAUAACUAACCCAGUCAUGCAGACUGUGGCAACCGCUGGUCCUCAGCUCAAUGCAGUUUCACCUGUUCUCUCUGUUCGCAUGAACACUGUCAUCUCGGCUCCCAUUAGACCACAGACUGGACCUCCGCAGGCUUUAGUCCUCAACGUCCCUCCAAGCUCCCUUCCAGCCUCAUUCCCACAGAGGGGAGCCCUCCGAAUCGUGCAGCUUAACCCCCCUAAACGUGUCCCUCCACCCCGCAAUCCGGAGCUAAUACAGUUUGAUCCCAACCUGAUGUUCAUGGAGGACCCGGCACAAGUGAGAGAGUGGUUGAGCGGCAAGCGAGGAGUUGCGCUUCCGGAUUUGGAUGUCACUCUGCCCUACCUACCCCCCUUUGUCAGUAGCCUUAAUACCCUGUCGGGCCUCCUGAAAUGUAAAACGACUUUGGCAAUUAGUGCAAUGCUGGUCCUGCCUCCAGAGGAGAAAGAGAACCAGGAAGAGCAGCAGCAGGUAGCUGCAGUGCGGAGAUUUGUAGCAGAGCGCUUCAGCCAUAACCCAGGCUAUCUGCUCCUGAAGGCUCGCUUCUUGUCCUGUUUCACCAUGCCUGCUCUUCUGGCUACUAUCAAUCCAGUCAAACUCUCCAAGUCCCCCACGCCGGACCACAGUGAUGUGGAGGAGGAACCUUUCAGAAACCGUCCAGGGGAGCAGACAGAUACUGGGUAUGAACAGCCAACAACACUCCAGGCCCCUCUGCUAAGCACUGACGGAACAGGACCUCCUGCCACCUUCUUCUCUGGAAUCACCACAAGAAAUAAAAGCCGCUACCUCAACACGGACACAGAGUAAAUGGAAUCGUUUUGGAAUGACGUGUGGUCUUACGGGUUAACCAGGUUUUAUGUUUGAAAGUUCUUUCCAAUUUUGUUGUGAUAUCACUGUCAUAGAAAGCGAUGUUACUGGAAUUGAUAGAGGAUAGCAGUGGAUAGCUGUAUUCUAAGAUGUCACUCAAUACAGAAUAGUUCAGAAGAAUUUUAAGCUGUUGAAAUUGAACUAAAGCAGCCUUUUCUUAGUCAAGAUCACUUUGAGUCAAAAUGCAAGCUGAGAUCUACCACUCAGAUAAAAAAAUAAAUACAUGACUUAAAA